GACCAAAUAAAUGUGAUUAUUAAAUUAAAUUUAUGAAUAUAUAUCUUGAAGAAAACCCUCGAGAAAUAAAGAUAAAAUUAUUUGGGGAAGAAAGACAAAUCGGAUUAAACACAGAAUUCUUCGAACUCAGAAGAAGUAAAAUCUAUCAGCGAUUACACAUACAUACAGAUACAGGAUGGGGAUUGUUGGAAAUCUGAAUUCGGAGCAGCUUCAGUUCUUCAAUUCUGAUGGGUAUUUGGUGUUGGAAUCUUUCGCCAGCUCCGAUGAGGUCAAAUCGCUCAGGCUGCAAAUGGAUCAAUUACUCGAUCAAUUUGAUUGUUCCACCAGCGCUUCCAUUUUCUCCACCAAAAACCAACAAACAACCACCGAUGACUACUUUUUUGAAAGUGCUGAGAAGAUUUCCUUCUUCUUUGAAGAAAAAGCAUUUGAUGAUGACGGCAAGUUGAAGCAACCAAAGCAACUCUCGAUAAACAAAGUUGGGCAUGCAUUGCACGAAAAGGACCCUGUGUUUAAGAGCUUUUCAAGCUCAGAGAAAAUGACAAGUUUACUGUUCUCUCUCGGUUACAAAAGGCCAGUAGGCAUUCAGUCCAUGUACAUUUUCAAGCAACCUGGAAUCGGCGGUGAGGUGGUCCCACACCAGGACAAUUCAUUUCUAUACACAAAUCCAACAACUUGCACCGGUUUAUGGCUUGCUUUAGAAGAUGCAACAAUCUUAAAUGGUUGCCUCUGGGCUAUUCCUCGAUCUCAUAAAGAUGGCCUUGUAAGAAGAUUUAUCAGAGACGAGACAGGUGUCCACUUUGACAAGCCAUCUCCACCGUACGAUCAGAAAGAUUUUGUCCCGAUAGAAGAAAAAGCUGGCUCUUUAGUAGUCAUUCACGGGGAUUUGAUUCAUCAGAGUUUCGAGAACAAGUCAUCGACUUCUCGGCAUGCAUACAGCCUUCACGUGGUUGAUACUGAUGGAUGUAAAUGGGCAGAGGAUAAUUGGAUCAGAAGAAACGCGGAUCCUGAGCCUCUGUAUGCAUCUUGAGAAUUGCUACCUAAGUAUAAUUAACUUGAGUUAAGCUUGUAAUCUACUGUCUUUGGUCUACUGGAUAAUAUUUAUUUCCCUUUAAUCAAGUUACAUACGAUUACAAAUUUAGCCUUCU
Molecule: messenger RNA, 1145 nt
Organism: Erythranthe guttata (spotted monkey flower)
Lineage: Eukaryota; Viridiplantae; Streptophyta; Magnoliopsida; Lamiales; Phrymaceae
Gene: PAHX
Product: phytanoyl-CoA dioxygenase (PhyH) family protein
Molecular function (GO): phytanoyl-CoA dioxygenase activity
Source: RefSeq, a predicted model, not a curated record